Molecule: messenger RNA, 6793 nt
Organism: Myxocyprinus asiaticus (Chinese sucker)
Lineage: Eukaryota; Metazoa; Chordata; Actinopteri; Cypriniformes; Catostomidae
Product: plasma membrane calcium-transporting ATPase 2
Exons: 23
Coding region: 149-4036 (1295 amino acids)
Biological process (GO): calcium ion transmembrane transport; regulation of cytosolic calcium ion concentration
Cellular component (GO): intracellular membrane-bounded organelle; postsynaptic density membrane
Molecular function (GO): PDZ domain binding; ATP hydrolysis activity; ATP binding
Source: RefSeq, a predicted model, not a curated record
UCUCCUGCAUUGCAAAUUUUUUUUUUUAGAUACCCAAUCUCCAGCCACUCCCGGGACUCCUUCUCUGCCCGUGUGGCAUUUUCUCAAUUUUUCUCAUUUCAAUUUCAAUCAGCUUUAAAGAAAAGCUACCGAGCAAUACUCACCUACCAUGGGGGACUUGACAAAUAGCGAUUUUUACACCAAGAACCAAAGAAAUGACAGCAACCAUGAGGGCGGAUUUGGCUGCUCGAUCAUGGAGCUGCGCUCCCUCAUGGAGCUCAGAGGACCGGAAGCAGUGGUCAAAAUUCAGGACGACUAUGGAGGCAUUGAGGGACUGUGCCAGAGGCUCCAAACCUCGCCGACAGAGGGGUUGGCAGGAGUUGUGACUGACCUAGAUAAGAGAAAAGAAGUAUUCGGGCAAAAUCUUAUACCUCCAAAGAAGCCAAAAACUUUUUUACAGUUAGUAUGGGAAGCAUUACAAGAUGUGACCCUCAUCAUCCUCGAAAUCGCAGCCAUGAUCUCACUGGGACUCUCCUUUUAUCAGCCGCCCGGAGAAGGCAGCGAAUCCUGUGGGACAGCUAGCGCGGGUGCAGAGGACGAGGGGGAAGCUGAGGCUGGUUGGAUCGAGGGUGCUGCUAUCUUACUCUCUGUGGCGUGUGUCGUCCUGGUCACGGCCUUCAAUGAUUGGAGCAAGGAGAAGCAGUUCAGGGGUUUACAGAGCCGCAUCGAACAGGAGCAGAAAUUCCAGGUGGUGCGUGGAGGACAGGUCAUCCAACUUCCUGUGGCAGAUAUUGUCGUUGGUGACAUUGCGCAAGUCAAGUAUGGUGACCUGCUUCCAGCUGAUGGAAUCUUGAUACAAGGCAAUGAUCUGAAGAUUGAUGAGAGUUCACUGACGGGAGAAUCAGACCAUGUGCGCAAAUCAGCAGAUAAAGACCCCAUGCUUCUUUCUGGCACACAUGUGAUGGAGGGUUCGGGUCGGAUGUUGGUCACGGCUGUCGGUGUAAACUCUCAGACUGGGAUCAUCUUCACCCUGCUCGGUGCUGGGGGAGAGGAGGAGGAGAAGAAAGAGAAGAAAGGUCAGGCAAUGGAGGAUGGCCAUCAACUAGCAGACUCUUCCCAUCUCUCCUCACACCCCAUCGCAACUAUAGCUACCGAUGGUGCGGCAAGUGCAAAUGCCCCUGGUAAUACCAGCCUAGUCAAUGGUAAAAUGCAGGAUGGAAAUAUGGAGAACAGCCAGACCAAAGUGAAAAAGCAGGAUGGUGCCGCGGCGAUGGAGAUGCAGCCCUUGAAGAGUGCAGAAGGAGGAGAAACUGAUGAAAAAGAGAAAAAGAAAGCCAGUGGCUCCAAAAAAGAGAAAUCUGUUUUGCAAGGAAAACUUACAAAGCUAGCUGUGCAGAUCGGCAAAGCAGGUUUGGUGAUGUCUGCCAUUACAGUCAUCAUCCUGGUGCUCUACUUUGCCAUUGAUAACUUUGUGCUUCAGAAGAGGCAGUGGCUACCAGAGUGCACUCCAGUCUACAUUCAAUAUUUCGUCAAAUUCUUCAUUAUUGGUGUGACGGUCCUGGUGGUAGCUGUUCCUGAAGGCCUUCCGCUCGCUGUUACCAUCUCUCUAGCUUACUCUGUCAAGAAAAUGAUGAAGGAUAACAACUUGGUGCGCCAUCUGGAUGCUUGUGAGACCAUGGGCAAUGCCACAGCUAUCUGCUCAGACAAGACUGGCACAUUGACCACCAAUCGAAUGACAGCAGUGCAAUGCUAUGUGGCAGAUGUCCAUUACAAGGAGAUACCAGACCCCAGCUCAAUUCCACCCAAAACUUUGGAUACACUGGUCAAUGCUAUUUCUCUCAACAGCGCCUAUACUACUAAAAUACUGCCUCCAGAUAAGGAAGGGGGUCUUCCCAAGCAAGUGGGCAACAAAACCGAGUGUGGCCUAUUGGGACUGGUCCGUGAUCUAAAACGAGACUACCAGACUGUUCGAAACCAGAUCCCUGAGGAGAAACUCUACAAGGUGUACACGUUUAAUUCCGUUAGGAAGUCAAUGAGCACCAUCAUAAAACUUCCAGAUGGCAGUUUCAAAAUGUACAGCAAAGGCGCAUCUGAGAUUAUUCUUAAGAAGUGUACGCGUAUUAUGAAUGAGGUGAGCGAACCUCGCAUUUUCAAACCAAGGGACAGGGACGAGAUGGUGAAGAAAGUAAUUGAACCUAUGGCCUGUGACGGACUUAGAACUAUCUGUGUAGCUUACCGUGACUUCCCUGCUGACCCUGAGCCCAACUGGGAUGACGAAAACAACAUUUUAACUGACCUGACUGCAAUAUGUGUGGUUGGAAUUGAAGAUCCUGUCAGGCCAGAGGUGCCCGACGCCAUCAGGAAGUGCCAGCGUGCUGGCAUCACUGUGCGUAUGGUGACUGGAGACAACAUCAACACGGCAAGAGCAAUUGCUAUUAAGUGUGGGAUCAUUCAACCGGGAGAGGACUUCCUGUGCAUCGAUGGCAAAGAGUUCAACAGGAGGAUAAGAAAUGAGAAGGGAGAGGUUGAGCAGGAACGCAUUGAUAAAGUGUGGCCCAAACUGCGAGUGCUGGCCAGAUCUUCACCGACGGACAAACACACACUGGUCAAAGGUAUUAUCGAUAGCACUCUGGUGGACCAGCGGCAGGUUGUUGCUGUAACCGGUGACGGAACCAAUGACGGACCGGCCCUCAAGAAAGCAGAUGUCGGUUUUGCCAUGGGAAUCGCAGGGACAGAUGUGGCUAAAGAGGCUUCUGACAUCAUCCUGACAGAUGAUAACUUCUCCAGCAUCGUGAAGGCCGUCAUGUGGGGACGCAACGUCUACGACAGCAUUUCAAAGUUCCUGCAGUUUCAGCUGACGGUUAAUGUUGUGGCUGUGAUUGUCGCUUUUACCGGAGCCUGUAUUACACAGGAUUCUCCUCUUAAAGCAGUGCAGAUGUUGUGGGUCAACCUGAUCAUGGACACGUUUGCAUCUCUGGCUUUAGCCACUGAACCGCCCACUGAAGCUCUGUUGAUGAGGAAACCCUACGGCCGAAACAAACCCCUGAUCUCGAGCACCAUGACCAAGAACAUCCUGGGCCAUGGCGUCUACCAGCUUACCAUCAUCUUCACUUUGCUGUUUGUGGGUGAGCAGAUCUUUGACAUUGACAGUGGCAGAAAUGCUCCGCUGCAUUCUCCUCCAUCUGAGCACUACACCAUCAUCUUCAACACCUUUGUCAUGAUGCAGCUCUUCAAUGAGAUCAAUGCCCGCAAGAUCCAUGGAGAGAGAAAUGUGUUUGAUGGCAUCUUCAGAAACCCCAUUUUCUGUUCCAUUGUUCUUGGAACUUUCGCCAUUCAGAUUGUGAUUGUUCAGUUUGGAGGGAAACCAUUCAGUUGUUCUCCUCUGGACCUGGAGAAGUGGAUGUGGUGUGUGUUCCUGGGGCUUGGUGAACUGGUCUGGGGACAGGUUAUAUCAACAAUCCCAAACAGCAAGCUGAGGUUCCUUAAAGGAGCUGGUCAGCUGACGCACAAGGAUGAAAUGCCCGAGGAGGAGCUGAACGAAGACCAGGAGGAGAUUGAUCAUGCCGAGAGAGAGUUACGACGAGGACAGAUCCUCUGGUUUAGAGGCUUGAACAGAAUCCAGACUCAGAUCGAUGUAGUGAACACGUUCAAGAGCGGGACAUCCUUUCAGGGUGCUCUGAGACGCCAGUCCUCCACCACCAGCCAGAAUCAGGAUGUAACCAAUGUUUCUAGUCCUAGUCACAUACGUGUUGUGAACGCAUUUCGUAGCUCACUCUACGAAGGCUUGGAAAAACCAGAAUCCAGAACCUCCAUCCAUAAUUUUAUGACUCAUCCGGAGUUUAGAAUAGAGGACUCUACACCCCACAUUCCUCUUAUAGACGACACUGACAUUGAUGAUGAGGCCGCCAGGAAGAACUCAAACCUCAGUCUACCCUCGUCACCCAACAAAAACAACAACGCCAUUGAUAGCGGUAUAAAUCUUACGAUCAACACAAGUAAAUCAGCUGCAUCCUCCAGUCCCGGGAGCCCACUUCAUAGUCUUGAGACAUCACUUUAGCCACCUCACAUAGGUGACUACUCAAUAAUUAUCUUAGAAUAUAUGUUUAAAAGUGCUACGAAGAAAAAGUGCAUGCAAAUACAGAUUAUGUAUGGUUGACUGAAUAUGGUCAGCCCCAGGUUCAUUUAUUGUGUGCUGAAGAAUUGAGAGCAAUGAACGACUGACUUAGGAAUGAUUGCGGAGUGACUCGAGGAACUAUAUAACAAACCAUGAGUGUAAACUCGUCACUCCCACUUCCUGAGGAAACAAUGGACUAUAUUGAAAUUAUUAAUAGUUUAAAUUGAAUACAGCCAAUAUCGUCACUCCUGCAUGAAUGUACAUUACCCAGGUUCUUAUUUUGAAACAAUUUAUUUUUAUUUUUAUUGUUUGAUUUGAUUUUGUGGGACGUGUGGUGGACUGCUAUUUUAAGACAGCUUAUCAGAUUCACUGAUCUAUGAGUAUUGUGUGUGGCAUGUAUCUAAUUGUAUAGAUUUAUUUGGUUAUUGAUUAAGGUGUAUCCAGGUUGCAGGGCUCAUCUUGCACAGUAGAUCUGCACCUGUCAGAAAAGAGAAACCCAUGGAAAUUAGAAUUUAUUAAGCAUAUUUAUAUAGCAUAUAUAUAUAUAUAUAUAUAUAUAUAUAUAUAUAUAUAUAUAUAUAUAUAUUACAUUAUAUUAUAAAUAUACAUAUACUUAUUUACAGAGUUUAUCUUUAUUUGUUGGCAUGUUGCCUUGUUCUGCUUCAAUGACUAACUACUUUAACUUAUUUAUUGUCCUAAAGAGAAUGUAAUUUGUUUACAAAACCUGUAGAUACGUCCUGGAUUCUUUGUAGGGUUUAAAGCUUCUUUGUAGGGUUCAAUACCACACAGCAGACAUAGUUGGAACAGCUCAAGUUACCUGUAAUAUUGGACUGUAGGUGUUUUAUUACAAAUUGUGUGCUGGACUUGCCUGCUAUUUUGUCAAAUAAUGUAGAUAUUUUAGAGGAUAAAAAAAAAAAAUCUAAAUAUAGUGGGAUAUAUCUUUAAUGUGGCAUCUUAUUACAUAAUUGUUGGGAUGAGCAACUGCUCUGAGCACCCCUGAAAAAAACCAGAACUGAUCCGAACACAGAGGUUUUGUUGAAUUUAAUGCUUAAAACUUGUGGUCGGCCUCAAAUGUAAGCAGAUAUUUCAGGUUGGAUUUAAAGACUUUCAUUAAGAAUACUAUUUAACAAAAAAUAUAUAUACAUAUUUUCAGUUACGUCUGACCAUCAAAGGCUGCGAUGGAUUAAAUGUUGGAAACAUGUAAACUAAGUUAUAUUUGGCAUCUCUGUAUGAAACCAAAAUUGUGUUUUAAUCUUGUUAUAUAUUGUGUUGAUUCUUCUUUUCUGACAUUUGAUUUGUAGAUUCUUUUGGCUUAAGGAAAUGAACCCAGCUCCUAAGCUGACAUCACUUUAAAAAAACAAAAUUACGUAAUGUAACGAAACAAAACAAAAAAGGAAUGUUGCUUUUGACUCUUUUCAUAAAAAACAUAAACAGAAAUCAAAAAAAAAAAAAAAAAAAAAAAAAAAAAAAAAACAUUUGAUUUUUUUCUGCACUAAUCGGAUAUGAAUGAAUUUCUGUGGUGAAAAUUUUGAUGUGCUUCUAUGUUAAAAUCAAGCUUGUCUUCCUGCAGUCAGUAAAUAUACUCUAGCAUCUCAACAGUAUUCACUAGUUGUUAACUAUUUAUUGUACUCUAGAAACAAAAGGACAAAUGGGGAUCUAUCAGAAGGCACACUUACAAAGUCACCCACAUUCAUUAAUAUUCCUUGCAAUUAUUACCAAUUGGAUACAUGGAAAGGCAUGAUGAUAUAUGCUUAAUAUGCAAGUUUGGAUGAAUUUUUUAUCCAUCAAUCUUUGAUUCUAAUUUGUUUUUUGACUAUUUUCAUCAGGAGUGUGCACAAGCUUUAACUGUUAGCUCAGGCAUGCAUAUUUAGGAGUUACUCAAUGAAAUGCAACAGAAACCCAUGAGAAUUGUGAAUUAUUUUAUUCCCCCUGAAAUGCAGAACUCUUUUGUCCUUUAUUGUUUGAACACGUUUCAAGGCCUCAUCUGCCAACAUUCUCACAAUGUAAACUGACCAAAAUGAUCACCUCUGACAUUUUAAAAGUCAGCGUCAGGGAGUUUGUCUUGAAAUGUGCACGCACUGUAAUGACUCUAAAUGAGAUUUUUUAUGGCGUGAGUUCAGUUUAAUUCAGUUCAGUUUAACGCCCUUUUGUUGAUGGGCCUAAUAACGGAUGCAGUUUAAAAUGGAUAACCAAUAAACCGAAAUGAUGACAGCAUUUUAAGAAUCACAAUUAAUAAUAUUUUUUGCAAUACAUCAGCUUCUAUGUACUGUACUUAGCAGCAUGCAUUUUGUGGAACAAAGAACAUAAAUGCCACAGGUACUUUUGGCGCACUAGCAAUUUAUGGGUAAAUGAAAAGUGUUCAUUAAUCUUGUUUUUAUGAAUUUUAUAAUCUAUACAAUAAUUGUAAAUAAAGAUCUCAAUGUCUUUUUUCAUUUAAUACUAUGCAAAAAGUCAAGCUUUUCUGAUUGUUACAUCAUCUACCCAAGAGUGUGUUGCUGAAUGUUGUGGUCUCAAAGUCAGUAAAACAACAACAACAAAACAUUGUGAUGUAAAUGAUUUUCUAGACUGACAACAUGAACUAUGACUCUUGCUGCUUCACUGUCCAUUUCAUGAUUCCAGACAGGAGCGCAAGUGAUGAAGUGAACGGGAAAAAAAAGAGGAAAAAAAGCACUUAAUAAAUUCCUGAGGAGCAUGAACCAA